CAGCAAAGUGCCUGUCUGUGGCUCUGGACACGUAUCUACUCCAUCAUAUUAAUGGGAUAAUAAUGUGAUUGAUUGGCAAUUUCCCUGGAGAAAUGCUCUUUGCUGCUUCCUGAGAGUGCAAAACUCCUCAGACAACUUGCGACUGACUUGGGGAGGAAUUUUGCUCAAGAGCUCCUGUGAGCAGAGUGAGCAGUCCUCCCAUCUGGAGAGUUUCAGUCUCAUUCAGAUGAUUGCAAAAGAGGAGGAGGAAGGGAAGAGGAAGAAGGGGAUUUAGGUGCUUCGGAGCAGCUGCGUUUCGUUGCGAUGCAUGGAGGCUGCGUAGAAAUGCUCCCCGGGUCUCCGGAGCGCAUGAGGCGAUUCCAGCCUACCGACGGUCCGCAGCACCAGGGAUUUCCGGCUGCUGAUGUGCAGCUUUGCGAGGCUGUUAUUCUGUAGAUUCGGCUUCAGGGAGCACGGACCAGAGGCAUCAUUUGCCUACAGCGCCGUGAUCUGGGAGCCUAAAGGCAGCAUUGCAUCUCUGCGUCGCAGUGGUGGUGGAUGUUGUAUCAGCUCGUCGAGUGGCAUCUAUGAAAUUUUAUUUCGACUUUUCAUUGUAUUAUGAGCACAGAGGAGGGAGAUGCGGGUCCAGCUUGCAGGGAGGCGAUGGGAGGUUCCGCCGUCACCCACAGCCACACCUGGGAAGAAAACGAUCCGCUCGGCUCCCAAGGACGUCCGCAACCCGACGAUGGGGACGAGGCUCAGCGAGGAGAGGAGGAGGAAGGUGAGGCACAGAGCUGCAUGGAGGGCCGGAGCUGCGGGGAAGCUCGUGGGGGAAACGCGGACAAAUUCAGCGCGGAGGACAACGGAGGGAAUAUUUCCAGUGAGGAAGGGGCGGUCGGGGGUCGAUCCUGCAAGACGCAGGCGAUGCAUUCAAACUGCAGCAGCGAGAACUGCAUCCCCACUCCCAGCUGCCGGAUCUGCUUCCAAGGUGCAGAACAGGGCGACUUGUUGAACCCGUGCCGGUGUGACGGCUCGGUGCGGUACACCCACCAGCAGUGCCUGCUGAAGUGGAUCAGCGAGCGAGGCUGCUGGACCUGCGAGCUCUGCUGCUACCGAUUCCAGGUCAUCGCCAUCAACAUGAAGAGACCGUGGCAGUGGCAGUCCAUCACCAUCACCCUGGUGGAGAAGGUGCAGAUCAUUGCAGUGUUCCUGGGCUCUCUCUUCCUGGUGGCCAGCAUCUCCUGGCUGCUGUGGUCGGCUCUCAGCCCCCAGGCAAUGUGGCAGCGCCGCGAUGUCCUCUUCCAGAUCUGCUAUGGCAUGUAUGGCUUCAUGGACUUGGUCUGUGUGGGGCUGAUUGUCCAUGAGGGGGCAGCCGUGUACAACGUCUUCAUGCGCUGGCGGGCUGUGAACCUUCACUGGGAUGUUCAAAGUUACAACAAAGCCAAGGACAUGGAGGAGACGAGCACUGGCCACUCCUCACUGGCCCCCAGGACGCUUUGGCUACCCUUGGCCACCUUUGGGCCCAGCGGGCCCCUACACCCCACUCACCUUGGGUCACAGCCAUGGACCUGCCUCUGUUUGACACCCUUCUGCCCCGGGCUGGUGCCCCGAAACAACCUCAGCCAGGAUGCUGAUUCAGGAGAGGUUGUCAUCCGCGUAACUUCGGUGUAAACGCCAAACAGUAUUUAUGCAAGAACAAAACGUGAUGGGUCACACUCGGUGGUAAUCUGAGCUGAGAUGGGAAGUCUGGGCUUUUCACACAGUCUGAGUAGAAUUAUUUUCAGCUUUUCUGGUUGCCAAAUGUUUUCCAUGUGAGUUGCUGUUGUUUUUUUCAGUCUGGGGCUGGUCCUCAAACCAAUCUCAAUACUUUAUAUAUUGCUCUGUUAUCUUUGUUUUAGAACCACGUCUUCUGUCUUUCCAGAUGGAUUGUGCAGGAUUUCUGUGUGGGUUAGAAAGAUGUGAUAACAAAGAUGAGGAAGCACAUUGUCACACGUUUUUCUGUGUGAGAAAAUUGGCUGUGGAAGGUCACAUCAACACUGUCUAUAUCUGUUCAUUUAAUCUGCAGCUCCUCUUUUUCAGGAACAUCUGCAUUAUUUAUUAUCUGGUUGAAUAUCUGGUUGGAAUUUAGUGAGAUUUCAUCACUUAUUUAAAGCAUCAAGGCUGAAAAUCUAUAAUUAGACUGGAAAUUUCUUUUCCUUUCACAUUAAAGGACAAAAUCAAGAGAAACCCUAAAUCCUUGGAUGUUUAAUUUAUUUACUGAUGAGAACCUCUAUCAUUUUAACCAGGCCCUGGAUGAGGUUUUUUAAAAUUGAAAGCACAUGGAUUAGUAUGUUUACACCAGUUUUUCUUUUUAUUAAGAGCUUUUAUAUUUUUGUUUACAUUAAUUUACCUUAAUAUGCCUUAAAAUGACUUUGAUGUAACUCUACAUUUUGCCUCAUUAAGUAUUCUGUGUUCUGUGAAUAUGCAAAUUAACCCAGCCUACAUGAAUAUGUGGCACACAUAUCCCUUUAAUGCCUGACCCAAGAUGUAAUGGACAGAAAAUAGUCUUGAACAAAAUGUAAUAACAAAAGUAAUUUGUACAAAUGUACGUUAUGUUGCCAUAUAAUAUGUCCGAAUUGUUGUAGUGAAACAGCUAUCCCCCAGAAGGCAGAAAACAAGUAUAAAAUAGAACAAAGUUUGAGCAACAUUUUUACCACAUUGUGAUGCAGUAGGUCUAAAAAUGCAUGGAUCAAAUAUCAUGCAUAGAAUUUAUAUAUUAAAA
Melanotaenia boesemani (Boeseman's rainbowfish) is the source of this 2740-nucleotide messenger RNA. RefSeq names its product membrane-associated ring finger (C3HC4) 11 (gene marchf11). The record is from RefSeq and is a predicted model, not a curated record. Lineage: Eukaryota; Metazoa; Chordata; Actinopteri; Atheriniformes; Melanotaeniidae. The transcript is spliced from 4 exons. Gene Ontology annotation, biological process: protein ubiquitination. Bases 598 to 1650 code for a protein of 350 amino acids. Gene Ontology annotation, molecular function: ubiquitin-protein transferase activity; zinc ion binding.